Messenger RNA from Puccinia triticina, 513 nucleotides. RefSeq lists its product as uncharacterized. Bases 1 to 513 code for a protein of 170 amino acids. NCBI's taxonomy places the organism in Eukaryota, Fungi, Basidiomycota, Pucciniomycetes, Pucciniales, Pucciniaceae. The record is from RefSeq and is a predicted model, not a curated record. The transcript has 6 exons.
AUGUCUGCAUCCAACCAAGCCCCCACCCCCAAGCAAUUCGUCAUGCGAGACACCUAUGGAGGAUAUAAUCCGCCCGCUGCCGAGCUCGCCUUCACUGCCGCAGUAGGCGCCUUCUUCACCCCCGUCUUUGUAUGGGCCCAGCGGGUCAGGCCGGACUUCAUCUUCAACUCGCUCGCAGCCGAGCUGGCCUAUUGCACCUUCAUGUGGUUCUUCCUCCUCGGCGGUGUCGGCGGAUUGAGUUCGCAGACCUAUGAUCUCCUAGCCUGUCAAAACCUGUUCAUCUGUCGAGGCUUCAGCACGAUGAUGGCCUUUGCGUGGCUCAACUGGAUCAUCUUCACCCUCAUCACCGGCUUCCUGCUCGUCAUCCUCGCAAAGCUCUGGUCCAGGCAGUCGCCCAUCAAGUGGACCGCCCCAACCAAGGUCGUCUACCUCGCUUCCCGCGGCGAACUCGAGCAGUUCUCUGACCCUUCCAUCCCUGAGAAACAAACAACCUCCGCUUCACUCGAGGCUUGA